Molecule: messenger RNA, 2829 nt
Organism: Procambarus clarkii (red swamp crayfish)
Lineage: Eukaryota; Metazoa; Arthropoda; Malacostraca; Decapoda; Cambaridae
Source: RefSeq, a predicted model, not a curated record
AUGCCUGAGUUAUCAGAUGUCAUUGCAGAAAGUAGAACGUGUAAAGUGAAAGCCGCACCACUUUACAAGUUGCAAAGAAAAGAUGAACACUUUGUUUGGGAAGAAGCCCAAGAACAGUCAUUCAAUAAGUUCAAAGCUGCAUUGAUCUUGUCACCUGUCCUUAGGUACCCAGGAAAGCAAAAUAUUGUAGCUUAUGCUUUUUCCCGACACUUAGCUUUAAUUCAUGUAAAUUACGUAGUAAUAGAUGCUACAGAAGUCGAGACAGCACAGAGACAAGACCUCAUAUUGAUGCCUGUCAUUAAGUUGCAGAAUAAACAAGAUACUCGGCCAAUUCACAAACCCCCAGUUCCAUUGAAAGAAUGUAGUAUUAUGCCAUAUAAUCCAGCAAGUAAUGGGUUAGCAGAGCAUACUAACAGAAAAGUGUUAGAUGCCUUGAGAGUCACUUUGAAUUUUGAUAACAGUAAUUGGGAUGAAUUCAUAUCAUUAGUACAGUGUGCCAUAAAUUCUUCCAUUAAUGCCUCUACAGGAGACACUCCUCAUGCUAUUCUUUAUGUCUUUCUCAGGAGACGCAGUGUGGCGCCUUCCUGUAGUGUUGGUGCCGAGGUGGCCAGCUGUACGGGGGUUGGGUGGGCGCCGCCCCCCGUAGAUAACCUCAGAUGGGGGUCAGGGAGGCUUGAGGAUGAUGCGAGAGAUGAAGAAACAGAUGCUGAUGAUGGCAGUGAAGUCGAUGGCAGUGAUGAUAGUGAGGGUCUUAACGUAGAUGCCAGAGACUGUGAAGGGAGCAGUGAUGCUGUAGAGGGCACUGAAGCUUCAGACAGCAUUGAUGUUGAUGGUGUUGCAGAUGGCGCUCCUUGGCGAGACAGUUGCUGCGUGAGGUAUAAUAAUGGUGGUGAUGCUGCCUUCUCUGAUGGUGGAGAUGAGAAUACUAUUGGAGGCUGUAGUGGUAUUGUAGAUGAUUGUUGUACUGCUGGUAAUUGUAGCUUUGUUGGAGAUUGUUGUAGUCUUGCAGAUGUCUGUGGUGCUGGAGUUGAGGUAAUUAAUGGAAACGAUGUUGAUGAUGUCAAGGUUAAAGACGAUGUUAAUGCUGGAGAUGAUGAUGAAGAUACAGAGAGUAGUGAUGUUGGAGAUGGUGAUGAUCUUAAUGUUGGAGAUGAUGACAGCUUUGGUGCUGGUAGCGGUGUUGGAGAUGAUGACAGCUUUGGUGUUGGAGAUGAUGACAGCUUUGGUGCUGGUAGUGGUGUUGGAGAUGAUGACAGCUUUGGUGUUGGAGAUGAUGACAGCUUUGGUGCUGGUAGUGGUGUUGGAGAUGAUGACAGCUUUGGUGUUGGAAGUGGUGUUGGAGAUGAUGACAGCUUUGGUGUUGGAAGUGGUGUUGGAGAUGAUGACAGCUUUGGUGUUGGAAGUGGUGUUGGAGAUGAUGACAGCUUUGGUGUUGGAAGUGGUGUUGGAGAUGAUGACAGCUUUGGUGUUGGUAGUGGUGUUGGAGAUGAUGACAGCUUUGGUGUUGGAAGUGGUGUUGGAGAUGAUGACAGCUUUGGUGUUGGAAGUGGUGUUGGAGAUGAUGACAGCUUUGGUGAUGGUAGUGGUGUUGGAGAUAAUGACAGCUUUGGUGUUGGAAGUGGUGUUGGAGAUGAUGACAGCUUUGGUGUUGGAAGUGGUGUUGGAGAUGAUGACAGCUUUGGUGUUGGAAGUGGUGUUGGAGAUAAUGACAGCUUUGGUGCUGGUAGUGGUGUUGGAGAUGACAGUGGUGUUGGAGAUGAUGACAGCUUUGGUGUUGGUAGUGGUGUUGGAGAUGAUGACAGCUUUGGUGUUGGAAGUGGUGUUGGAGAUGAUGACAGCUUUGGUGUUGGUAGUGGUGUUGGAGAUGAUGACAGCUUUGGUGUUGGUAGUGGUGUUGGAGAUGACAGUGGUGUUGGAGAUGAUGACAGCUUUGGUGUUGGUAGUGGUGUUGGAGAUGACAGUGGUGUUGGAGAUGACAGUGGUGUUGGAGAUGACAGUGGUGCUGGAGAUGACAGUGGUGUUGGAGAUGACAGUGGUGUUGGAGAUGACAGUGGUGCUGGAGAUGACAGUGGUGUUGGAGAUGACAGUGGUGUUGGAGAUGACAGUGGUGUUGGAGAUGACAGUGGUGUUGGAGAUGACAGUGGUGUUGGAGAUGACAGUGGUGCUGGAGAUGACAGUGGUGCUGGAGAUGACAGUGGUGCUGGAGAUGACAGUGGUGUUGGAGAUGACAGUGGUGUUGGAGAUGACAGUGGUGUUGGAGAUGACAGUGGUGUUGGAGAUGACAGUGGUGUUGGAGAUGACAGUGGUGUUGGAGAUGACAGUGGUGUUGGAGAUGACAGUGGUGUUGGAGAUGACAGUGGUGCUGGAGAUGACAGUGGUGUUGGAGAUGACAGUGGUGUUGGAGAUGACAGUGGUGUUGGAGAUGACAGUGGUGUUGGAGAUGACAGUGGUGUUGGAGAUGACAGUGGUGCUGGAGAUGACAGUGGUGCUGGAGAUGACAGUGGUGUUGGAGAUGACAGUGGUGUUGGAGAUGACAGUGGUGUUGGAGAUGACAGUGGUGUUGGAGAUGACAGUGGUGUUGGAGAUGACAGUGGUGUUGGAGAUGACAGUGGUGCUGGAGAUGACAGUGGUGUCGGAGAUGACAGUGGUGUUGGAGAUGACAGUGGUGUUGGAGAUGACAGUGGUGUUGGAGAUGACAGUGGUGUUGGAGAUGACAGUGGUGUUGGAGAUGACAGUGGUGCUGGAGAUGACAGUGGUGUUGGAGAUGACAGUGGUGCUGGAGACUGGACAGUUGCUGGUGUCACUUGGACAGUAGCUGACGUCAGAUGA